GAAAAGAAAUUCUCAAUUAGCAAAAACAAUGUAGUCAUCGCUGUGCCACCUGAUGAAGAAGAAAUAGAAGAUCGAUAUCCAGCCACAAUAUCGUUUCCGGAUAGUAAACACGCCUUUGUAUCUAAUGGUUUUGGUCGUCUCACAAUGUAUAUUACGGGUGACCGGCGCAAUGCGACAACUUGGGAGGAAUGUUUAAGUGACGAGCCGCUUAUUGUUGAUGGUAAAGUAAGCUCAUUUAUAAUUAUUGAAAGCCGUUAUAUGGAAAAUAAAUUUGAUGUAUUGUUACGAUCUAUUGUACCCAACAAUAAGUCUUCAAAACAAGGAAAUUUUUCAAACAAAAUAGUGUGGUUAACCGUUAUCAAAGAAGUUGAAAAAAUGAAAAUAAUUGAAAUUCGCAGCAUAAUAUGUACCGGUCACACUGAAAUGAUCACACUCGACAAAUUGCCAGAAAACUUAAUCGUUAUUAGCACUGGCGACCUAAGUUUCUGUGAUAAUGGAGUUAGUGUAUCGGAUGCUGCAGAGCGAGAAAUGAAUAAAGAAUACGAUGUUGAAACUACAAAGCUAGCGAAGAAAAGAUAUGCUUGGUCUCAAACAAGAACUGACGUGACAGCAGUGUUUACUUGUGAUGAGACAGUUUCAAAAAAAGAUGUUUCGUUAUCUCUGAGCGCGACAUCUAUUCAUUUCUCGGUAAAAGAUAUGAUACUUAUCGGUGGAAUUCUUGGUGGCUCAGUUGAUCCAACGUCAUCAACUUACACUAUUGAUGAUAAUAAAUUAGAAUUGUUUCUCGUUAAAAGUGGAGGUGGCUUAACUAACUGGUCGGAAUUGGUGCUGAAUGACGAUCAAGGCGUUUAUGAAGUUAAUCCGGAAUCACUAAGUAUUGCUUCGGAGAUGUUGGAGCGCUUCACAUCCGAAUCACAGGCCGUGGGUAAUGCAGGAAUUGAUCGAAAUUUUAACAUCGAACAAAUGGAAGAUUGUGAUAUCAGCACGGAUGACAUUUGCAAAAUUCGUUGGUUGAAUUGUGCUUCACAAAAGUUAAGUCAUGAGAGUGAUAUAACGACACACAAUAUUUUGUUUUCUGUAUGUUUGGAUUUUGGACCUCGUUUUCUUUGUAUCCGUAUGGACGUUGACGGUAUUUUAUGGAAAUUUACGGAAGAAAGCAGGAAACUUCAACAUCAUGCAACGUUCAGUGCAUUUGGAUAUGUUCAGGCAUCUAAAACACAGCGAAAAUUCAGCACAUGUCCACCUGAUUGUUCUUACGUCGUUAUUGUCGAGAGAAAACGACAUGCAUUUGUGUAUUGGCAACCAUUAACUAUAACUUCCGAUUUGCGGAACCGGAAAACAGGUCGUCGAGUUGCGGGAGUUGCUAAGCAGCAGCUAAUAUCUUUAUUUAAACCUUCUGAAUUCUGCGACGCUAAUGCCGUGACGGAGAAUAUUGUUGGCGUUCAUGCGGAUAAUGAAUUCCUUUUUAUUCUAACUACUGCCGAUAUUUUUGCUGUGCUUUUAAAAGAUCUCUCUCGAAGUAUGUCUCUGUCGUUUGUGGAUGAUCAUUUCCAAUUUGCCGAAAUGAACAUUAAGCAUACUGGUAAUAUGGAUGAAACCAUGGCAAUGGUACGUCGAGCAGUACGGAUGGGUUAUGACUGUGUCGUAAUUAAUACUGACAUAGGACAGAUGAUGCAAGACGGUGUAAAUCUGGGUGAUGAGCCACCACAUAAGAAAAAGAAGAAAGGUGGUAAAGAGCGGAACGUUAUACCGGAUCCAGUUAGCAUCGAUUGUUCCCAAUUGGAUACCAGUAUGCUUGAAGCAAAUGGUAAACGUCUUAGAGUUUUCAGCCGUCUAACUACUACAGUAUCAAGUAGCACAGAGGUUCAUUUACUGAUGCAUCAUCCUCAAUUGAAAAAAUACGAUUUGAUUGCCGUACGUCCAUCAGAUGAUCAGAUCCUUCAGACACUGAGCAAAAAGGGUGAUUUUGUUGACAUUAUCACUUACGACCAGGCAUCAACAUCUGUUGGCUGGCUCAAUAAAAGCAAGAUUAUUCAGCUGUGUGUUAACGAUGGUAUUACGUUCGAGAUCACCUAUGCUGAUGCUUUAAAAGACAGCAGUCAAAGACGGGAGGUGUUAACAAAUGGUCGACAGCUCUUAAUGUCUACAAAAGGUGGUAAUGGUGUUGUGAUAGCAAGUGGUGCUGAAAGAAUGAUUGAUAUCAGAGCACCGUAUGAUGCCGCUAAUAUUUCAGUUCUUUUUGGUAUUCGUCCUGGAUGUGCGCGGAAGUUCGUUGCAAGUAAUGCUAAAAAGGCUUUGUUGAGAGCAGAAUCACGAAAGACAUUGAAAAGUGGUGUGUUAAUACGAACUAAAGAAGAUUUGCCGAAGAAUCUUAUUGUACGUCUAAAUGUAGUUGAGAAGAUUAUGAGAAUACCAGAAUUUCGAGCUCAGUUAGAAAUUGUAAAGGACGAAGUGGAAGAAAUUGCAAAGGACGAAGUGGAAGAAACCGAAAAGAAUUGA
Messenger RNA from Acanthocheilonema viteae, 2499 nucleotides. The record is from the annotation of a GenBank genome assembly. Lineage: Eukaryota; Metazoa; Nematoda; Chromadorea; Rhabditida; Onchocercidae.